This is a messenger RNA of Hypomesus transpacificus, 444 nucleotides long. Its product is annotated as protein FAM9A-like. Bases 25 to 444 code for a protein of 139 amino acids. NCBI's taxonomy places the organism in Eukaryota, Metazoa, Chordata, Actinopteri, Osmeriformes, Osmeridae. The transcript has 3 exons. The record is from RefSeq and is a predicted model, not a curated record.
UCGUGGAGUUUUUGUUUGGACACCAUGGAGUUCCAUACUUGGAAGGGCCUGAUUGUGAUUUUACUGAUCCAUCACUGCAAACCUCAAGCCGAGACCACCCAGGAAACUGAAACAUCUCCCCUGGACCCUGAGCUCUCCCCUGGGGAGGUGGUCCCAGAGGUGGCCCCCCCAAGCCUGAGGGAGGUGGAGGAUGCUGUGCAGGAGGCCUCGAAGCUGGGUGAGGAGCGGGGGGCAGAGGAGGUGCUGAAGGAGCUGCUGGAGAGAGUUGUAGAGGCUGCACUGGGUGAGACAGGCAAAGGAGGAGGAGGAGAGGAGGUGGGGGAGGCUGCGGAGGAGGUCGAGGCCGAGGCUGGGUUUGAAGCGGAUGUGGUGGAGGAGGAGGAGGAGGUCAGCUUCAAGCAGAGGCGGGAGAAGAAAUGGAGGUUGCCGUGGAGAUACCGGUGA